UGUGGUAAAAUGCUAUGGCAACGGGCAAGAAACACAAGAACAAAAUGGCGACAUUCGCAAGGCUAAUGGAGGGACGGCGCGAAGUGAUCGACCAAAUCUUUCAAAGGCAAAGUGAUGCAGAAAACCGAAGAAUACUGGAGUACGAUUCUGCUGUUAAGAUUCAAAGCUGGUUCAGGGCUACACGAGUACGAUCAUACAUUAGGUUCCUGAACUAUUGUGCGCGAACGAUUCAAAGGCAUUUCCGGGGAUUUAAAGGACGAGAAAUCUACCGUCAUAUAGUCAAGGAGCAUGUGAAGCAGAUGAGAAUUAAUUUCUAUAAUGCACAAGCAACUAAGAUACAAAAAGUUUGGAGAGGGUAUUACACAAGAAAGUACAUCCACAAUUAUUACAGCAGGAAGGCCUUCUUGACCGGCCUUGUUGUCAAGAAUGAGAUUGUUCGGCAACAGCUCCAUGAGCUAUCAGUGGCUGCUUCACAAGAGAGAGCAAGGAAGGCAAAGGAAGAGCAAAAAGCUGCUCAAGAAAUGGAGGCUCGGAAGACACAUUAUUUGAUAAGCACGCACCAGAUACCAGGAGUGUACAAUUCCCCAUACGACAAAAAACAUUUCUCAAAAGAGCAUGCGCUUCUAGCUGUUCGUGCUCCCAGCCCCAAGACUCGUGCAGCGAUUAGCGCUCGACUUAGAACAGGACGAACUGGGACCCUAGAUGUCAGAGGUAGCGCGAAAGCUGCCGAAAAGGACAUGAAGUAUGAAGUGCUUCCUCCCAUUACAACGAAGAUGCAGGGACCAUUCCGUGAACCUCAAGAAGUAUGGAAACAGCGUCACAAGAAACUCAACCCAACUUUACGUGUUGAUACAUCAUACACGUCCGCUGAGCAAGCAAGGGCUGAGAUGAAGGCUGAAGAGUGGGUCACACGAGUUAUUGAUGAUAAGUUUGUUCCCUUCACUCAUCGGACAAGGGAAUAUGAGCCACUCCUACACAGCACCUCAGCUUUUGGGAGCUUACCAUAUGGAACAAAGUACUUCAGAGAAAGUGAUCCUGGAAGACAUAUAACAUCCAAGAGAUUUGAAACUGUGACAUCGCCUAUCCCAAUAUUUGAACAGUAUGGGAAAACAUACUAACUACUGUAUGUGGAAAAGAAUUGUAUAGAGAAUGUAAAUAGACAUGCAGUGUAUUAUAGAUUGUAAGGUGAUGUCCAUGUUGGUAUAAUGCCUUCAGUUUCAAUAAAGCUGGUCUUCUAUCUA
Molecule: messenger RNA, 1241 nt
Organism: Nematostella vectensis (starlet sea anemone)
Lineage: Eukaryota; Metazoa; Cnidaria; Anthozoa; Actiniaria; Edwardsiidae
Product: spermatogenesis-associated protein 17
Exons: 13
Coding region: 15-1118 (367 amino acids)
Biological process (GO): spindle organization; establishment of meiotic spindle localization; mitotic cell cycle
Cellular component (GO): spindle pole
Molecular function (GO): protein binding
Source: RefSeq, a predicted model, not a curated record